Messenger RNA from Lathyrus sativus (Indian pea), 1449 nucleotides. Lineage: Eukaryota; Viridiplantae; Streptophyta; Magnoliopsida; Fabales; Fabaceae. The record is from the annotation of a GenBank genome assembly.
AUGGAUCGGGAAGAAUAUCUGCGGAAGUGUUCCAAUAUGAAAUGCCAAAGAAUUCAGGUGGAUGAAUACACGCCUUCCCUUCAAGACGAUGAACUGGAAAUUGAGCAUUUGUUUGAAGAACCUAGAAGUGAUCAUGUUUCAUUGGAUGGCAGUUUAGCUUCUGAUACAGCUUUGAAUGACAAGAAUGAUUUGGAAAUGGAGGUCCUUGACGGAUUCCUGGACGAGGGAUUCCUGGAUGAUGUUGACAUCAAUGAUCUUGAAGGAACUGAUGGUUUCACCGAUGUAUGUGGAGGGUAUUUCUUAGAUUUUGAUUUUGCCAAAGUUGAGUUACUAGGCUCUGGUGCUUAUGAAGACUCACUUUUGGAAAACUCAAAUUUGGAAAGUCAAUCUCCAGGAUUAAGUGGAAGUAGCACUGUUAGUGGGAUAUCGGAAUCAGCAAAAGCGCCAAAUAGUACACAAUCUGAAUGCAAAAUUGAAUCUCUAGAUGAGACAGUCACCAAUGAUACACAUGGUGUCUUCAGAAACAAUCCAAGUCAACCAUCAAAUGUAGGUUGCAUGUACAACAUUUCACUUGAUAUACAGCAUCUGCAUGAGCUGAAUAAUGGUUAUCCUUUAGGUGGCAGUAUAUUGUCUUGUAAGACAGAAAAUGUUACUGUUGAAAAUUGCCAAUCUGCUCCACCUAGAGUGAAGAGAUUCCGAAAGCCUACUCGGAGGUAUAUUGAAGAAUCUUCAAAUUUGAGGUCAAAAGAAAAAGUACCUACUACAGGUGCAAAAUACAAACGGCGGAGUCUGUCAUCAUGUAAUGAACUUACAAAAGUUAAAGGAUUGAAGAAUAUUCUAAGCGAAAAGUCUAGUAAUAGUGAUAGUAAUAGUGAUGUAACGCCUACCGAGUUGCAACAAUGUAAGAAGCUGCCAAAGAAAGAGGAAAUUGAGUAUGACAAUGAACCUUUUUCCUCGGAGGAGUUUGAUGAUGAGUUUGAGGAAGAGUUUGAGGAUGAACGUUCGGCACCAAAAAGAAGUAGAUCAAAAGAUCGAAGAAAGCAUCAAAGGAUGUGGACAACUGCUGAAGUGACGAAGUUGGUUGAUGGCAUAUCUGAAUAUGGAGUUGGUCGAUGGACUGAUAUACAGAGGUUUUUGUUUUCGGCUUCAGGUUACCGAACUCCCACAGAUAUCAGGGAUAAGUGGCGUAACCUUCUUCGAGCCAGUUCUGCACAGAAAUUCAUCCAGAAAGAGGGUGAGGAAAAUGACAAGAUUACCCCGCGGUCCUUACCUGUCAGUGUGGCAAGCCGGGUGCUGGAAUUGGCUAAAAUUCACCCUUACCCAAAGCGACGAAACUCAAAGAGAUCGUCUGAUAGCCAAGUCGGAUCUUCUGUCACUGCCAGUCAAAGCAGUGGUUCUUCUAUUAGUCUUGGCAGAAGAAAUGUUCGUAGGAAGAAGUGUAGUACUUAG